Molecule: messenger RNA, 1212 nt
Organism: Coniosporium apollinis CBS 100218
Lineage: Eukaryota; Fungi; Ascomycota; Dothideomycetes
Exons: 3
Coding region: 1-1212 (403 amino acids)
Source: RefSeq, a predicted model, not a curated record
AUGACUACAUCAUGGGGCUUGCGGGGGUGGGCCACUACUGCCUCGCCUGCAUUUGUUCAACGGCUGAUUCUGAGUUUUAAGGUCUUGUACAUCAUCCUGAUCGUCUGCUUGAACGUCGUAGCAGGUGGCGGAGGUAGCAAUCUGUACACCGAGGAGGAGCUGCCCUUCACAGACGAGGAAGUCCAGGAGCGUAUCUUAGGCUCCAAGAUUGUCGUCGUUUCCGAGCAGGCCAUGCUCAACACAAUUUACACCCUCAAGGCCUGCCUACUCUUUAUGUAUCAGCGCAUCACUCAAGGCACACCUCAGCAACGUCUGGUCAAAUACCUGGCUAUAUAUGUGGCAGUCGGCUGGGUGGCUACCGAGAUUGCAUUUUUCACGAAUUGUCGACCAUUCAACGGAUACUGGGCUGUUCCACCUCCGAAUCCCGAGUGCACAACUCUACGACGAUAUGCAUACGUCCAGGCUGCAUUCAAUCUCACGAGCGACGUAUGCAUGAUCCUUAUCCCGGUACCGAUGGUUCUGCGCCUUAGAUUGCCGUUGAAGCAGAAGAUUAUCCUGGCCGGUGUCUUCAGCAUGGGUACAUUCGUCAUCAUUGCAGCCCUCCUCACAAAGUACUUCAACCUCAGCGACGUCUGGGAUACAUCCUACAUGCUGUGGUACUCACGCGAAGCCUCCGUCGCGGUCUGGGUGGCCAACCUCCCGAUGAUCUGGCCGCUCAUGCGCGAGUGGCUACCCUUCCUGCGCAGCAUGACGGGCUCGAAGAUGUCCUACAACCACGACCAGCACCGCACCGGCUACGGCAAGUCCGACCCGCGCAGCAGAAACAUCUCCAACCACACCGGCCUCGGCGGCCCAGACGUCCAGCUUUCGGAUCUAAAGUCCAACGUGAACGCGACGACCCGGAACGCCUCCACGUCAUCCUCGAACGACGAUCUCCGCCAGGGCGGCUUCGACUUCGAGGUCAAGAAGUUUGGGCGCCGCGACCGCAGCCCGGACAGCGACGAGAGGGUCCUCAACCAGGGUCAGAACUGGGGCACGAGCAAAGGCUUAGGGGAUAUCCGCCAGGAGACCACCAUCGAGGUCGAGCACGAAACCGUGGACCUCGAGAAGGGGUGUCCGAGCCGGCGAACCUCGCCGGGCCAGAUCGAGUGGGACAACGGCCGGCCGAUACGCGAGGUCAAGAUCGAGGGCGCGACGGACAGGAGUUUCUAA